AAAACCCAAACACACCCGCACCCACUGCCACCACACAACGCUCUGCCGUCUUCAACUCCGGGAGCCGAAGAUGAGGCACACACACAUCACGGUGGCGGUCGCCGUUGCAUUCGCCAUCCUCGCAAUCACCGCCGCAGCGUCCACGGGCGCCACCGCCGCCGGCAGGGGGAAGCAGCAGCGCUCUCCCGGUCCUGCUUCCGGCAGCAUCGUGUACAUCGUGAUGGUGAAGCCCCCGGCCGGCGGCGUCGACAGCGCGGAGUACCAUAUCGGCAUCCUCACCGCCGCGGUCGGCAGCGGGGACAAGGCCAAGGCGGCGUUGAUCUACAGCUACAAGAACGCCAUCAGCGGGUUCGCGGCGAGGCUCACGCCCGCGCAGGUCGCCGUCCUCAGGAAAAACCCUGCCGUCAUCCGGGCGCAGCCUGAUGUCAAGUACUCCCUUCACAACAACAACAACAACAACCUCAACUGAGCAAGAGCUCCUGUUCUUUUUUAAGGGUUGUUGCACAAUAUGGAACGAGAAGCGGCACGCAUGUUCUGCACCAUGAAGAACCUGGGUUGAUCUUUCUCUGCAUACUUCAAAAUUACAUAUAUAGUGUAACGUUGCAAGAUGAUUAAAGUGUAAUUUGUUUAGAAUUGAAGCACUUUUAUAACUCUGCGUA
This is a messenger RNA of Hordeum vulgare subsp. vulgare (domesticated barley), 659 nucleotides long. RefSeq names its product subtilisin-like protease SBT1.4. Lineage: Eukaryota; Viridiplantae; Streptophyta; Magnoliopsida; Poales; Poaceae. The transcript is spliced from 3 exons. The record is from RefSeq and is a predicted model, not a curated record. Bases 71 to 469 code for a protein of 132 amino acids.